This is a messenger RNA of Thyridium curvatum, 492 nucleotides long. RefSeq lists its product as uncharacterized. The coding region runs from base 1 to 492 and encodes 163 amino acids. The record is from RefSeq and is a predicted model, not a curated record. Lineage: Eukaryota; Fungi; Ascomycota; Sordariomycetes; Thyridiales; Thyridiaceae. The transcript has a single exon.
AUGGACAACACCGUGUCGCAGUUCCUGGGCAAGGCCGUGCCCGCCGUCCCGUUCUUCCUCGGCCUGAUGGGCGCCGGCAUGGGCAUCUACAGCCUGACCUCGCCCUACGAGGCCAUCCGCGGCUUCGGCCUGCGCGGCCCGCCGGCGGACAAGGCCACCCCGCAGGCCGACGCCUACCAGAAGUCUCUCAUCUACGCCUACGGCAUCCGGAACCUGGGCGUCGGCCUCGGGUCGAUGGGCCUGUUCGCCUUUGGCCAGUUCCACCCCUUGUGCCGCUCGAACCCGGUGGCGGCGGCGGUGGCCAGGAAAGCCCUCGGGCUGACGCUGCUGACGGGGACGGUCGUGGGGCUGCUGGACGCGUGGUUGAUGCGGCAGUAUGCGCAGGACCUGAGCGUUGUCGGGGAGGCCAAGGAGGAGGCCAAGAAGGCAUCGACCAGCCACGCCAUGACGGCGGUUGUGAUAUUCGCGACGGGGCUGUUCUUGUACUUGUAA